This is a messenger RNA of Poeciliopsis prolifica (blackstripe livebearer), 3020 nucleotides long. It is a transcript of the gene cog7, whose product is annotated as component of oligomeric golgi complex 7. Gene Ontology annotation, biological process: intracellular protein transport; retrograde vesicle-mediated transport, Golgi to endoplasmic reticulum; Golgi organization. Lineage: Eukaryota; Metazoa; Chordata; Actinopteri; Cyprinodontiformes; Poeciliidae. Gene Ontology annotation, cellular component: COG complex. The record is from RefSeq and is a predicted model, not a curated record.
UGAUUUUCAGGCGGGCCAUUACAUUAAUUAUGUGUUUCCGGGGAAGGUAAAUAAGAAGCACAAGCGGAAGUUGUUGUCAGUUUGGACGUUUGCUAGCAUUAGCCGCUGUGGAAUAUGUGUACUUUGCAGCUUUUGCCCUUUGGUUGGGAAGACUUAGCUAGCCCGGAGGCUAACAGGAUGGCUCGAUGACGGCCGAAGGUUCUGGCUGAACAUCGGGGAAAAGGCUGAGAGCUCUGGGAGCGGAGAGAUGGACUUCUCCAAGUUCCUGGAUGAUGAUUUCGAUGUGAAGGACUGGGUGAACGGCGCCUUCAAGAUGGUGCAGAAGGAGGCUCCGGGGAAGGCGGACACUCAUGCAGCAACUCUGGUGAUGAAGCUGCAGCUCUUCAUCCAGGAGGUCAACAAUGCUAUCGAGGAGAGCAGUAAUCAGGCGCUGCAGAACAUGCCCCGGGUUCUGCGGGAUGUGGAGGCACUGAAGCAGGAGGCGUCCUUCCUGAAGGAGCAGAUGGUCCUCGUCAAGGAGGACAUAAAGAAGUUCGAGCAGGACACCGUGCAAUCCAUGCAGGUCCUGGUGGAGAUAGAUCAGGUGAAGAGUCGGAUGCAGCUGGCCGCUGAGGCUCUGCAGGAGGCAGAUAAAUGGAGCACCCUGAGCGCAGACAUUGAGGAAACCUUCAAAACUCAGGACCUGGAAAUCAUUUCGUCCAAGCUGACCAGCAUGCAGAACAGCCUGGCCAUGCUGGUGGACACACCGGACUAUUCUGAGAAGUGCGUCCACCUGGAGGCGCUGAAGAACCGCCUGGAGGCCAUGGCCAGUCCUCAGAUAGUAGCAACCUUCAACUCCAUGUCUCUAGAUCAGGCCAAGGUGUUUGUUAAAGUCUUCACAGAGAUCGACAGAAUACCCCAGCUUCUGGCGUACUACUAUAAAUGUCACAAGGGCCAGUUGGUGAGCAUAUGGCAGGAUCUCUCUCAGAGCGAGCUCAGUCUGAAUCAGCAGCUGUCCGAGUUCUACGAUACGUUACUCUCCACUUGGCACGCACAGGUUCAGUGGAGCAGCCAGGUGUUUAAGAACCCGUAUGAAGUGGUGACGGUUCUGCUGAUCCAGACGCUGGGGGCCAUGGUGCCGUCCAUCCCUGUGUGUCUGAGCAGCGCCAUGGAGCGGGCCGCCUUGGAGCAGCGCCUGGACUCCCUGCUGGAGCUCCACCAAACCACCUCCACCUUCGGCCACAGCCUGGAGGCGGCCAUGUUCCCACACCUGGGUGAGAAUAACCUGCUGAAGGUGAACGAACUGGUCUGCGCGCUCUACGACCCGUACAAGUCCUACCAGCUGCAGUACGGCGAGCUGGAGGAGGCGUUCCUGCUCAUCCAGAUCAGCGCCGUUCCUCUGGAACACGGGGAGGUAAUCGACUGCGUGGAGGAGCUCAGCCACUCUGUGGGGAAGUUGUUUGGCCUGGCGAGCGGCGCCGUGGAGCGCUGCGUCCGACUGACCGAUGGGCUGGCCGUGUGCGGCCUGCUCAGAGCUCUCAAAGCCCUCUUCACCAAGUAUGUGUCGGACUUCUCUACAACGCUCCAGUCAAUCAGGAAGAAAUGCAGACUGGAGGAAACGCCAAGUUCCUCUGCUUUCCAGGAGGACUGGACCGCCUUCCAGAACUCAGUCCGGAUCAUCGCCACAUGUGGAGAAUUGCUGCGACAGUGCGGUGCCUUUGAGCAGCAGCUGUCAAACAAGAUCCUGGGCACAGCGGGUAAGUACUUAUCGGAGUCUUACAGCCCACGCAGCCUGGCCGGUAUUCAGGAGGCCAGCUCGACGGAAAGGAAAAACGCCACUAAAAACCCCUGGCAGGAGUACAACUACCUCCAGAGGGGCAACGUGGCCGAAUACAACAACCUGAUGGAGAUCCUGUUCUCCCUGAAGGAGAAAGGCACGGGGAACUCCAACCUGCUGGCUGAACCCAGAUCAGCUCUGACCCGCCUCAACCAGCAGGCCAACCAGCUGGCCUUUGACUCCGUCUUCCUGCAGAUCAAACAUCAGCUCUGCCUCGUCUCCAAGAUGGAGAGUCAGGACGCUUCUGCUAUUGGAGAGAGCUACACUGAAGACCUGCCGACUUUCAGCCUGUCACCACAGGAGUAUAUCACAAACAUUGGACAGUACCUCAUGUCUCUGCCUCUCCACCUGGAGCCCUUUGUGACCCAGGAGGACCCGGCGCUAGAGAUGGCCUUACCUGGGAAGCUGCCUUUCCCUCCAGAGCAAGGCGAUGACCUUCCUGAGUUGGACAACACAGCAGACUACUGGCUGGGCUCCAUCGCCAGGGCAACCAUGCAGACCUACUGCGACGCCAUUUUGCUCAUCCCCCACCUCUCCCCUCAUUCCACCAAACAGCUGGCCACAGAUAUCGAGUAUCUGAGCAACGUGAUGGACGCUCUGGGCCUGCAGCCGUCCCGCUCGCUGCAGCACAUCGUCACGCUGCUGAGAGCCAAACCUGAAGACUACCGGCAGACGGCCAAGCUGCUGCCGCGCCGCCUGGCGUCCAGCCUGGCCGCGCUGCGCGCCAUCGACUACUAGCCAUUAACAAUGAAUAACGGCUGUUUUACACGUUGCUCUUCUUUGAUUCGGCCUUUUCUGUGAUCAUUCUCUUUGUGUUUGGCAGCAUUUUGGGUUUUUGUUCAUUUUGGAGCAGAAGAAACUGAGAUCAGAAGGUUUUCCACAUUCUUUCCCAAGUUUUACCAGGAAGUCUGCCUUCAGUUUAAGCCAAAAUCUGAUAUUUAUAUAUUGAUAUUUAUGCAUUUAUAAGAGAGUAAAUUCUAUUAUCCAUAUAUCUAAUUAACUAUUCCAUACUGAUAACUGAUCUGGGUGAUGAAGCUAUUCAGAGGAGGUUGUUCUGUUCUGCUUUUUAUUAAAUCAGUCUCAUGUUUUGCUAAAACAUAAUUAGAGGAUAUAUUUCGGUUUUGUUUGGGAUGAUUGUCUCUAUUUUGGGUAGCAAAGCUUUUUUUGUAUUGUGAAAAUCUGUAUUAUAAAAAUCUAUAAUGGA